Messenger RNA from Acanthosepion pharaonis, 1038 nucleotides. The record is from the annotation of a GenBank genome assembly. Lineage: Eukaryota; Metazoa; Mollusca; Cephalopoda; Sepiida; Sepiidae.
AUGACUGAGUAUUUUCCUUCUUUAAACAGAAACAUCUUUUUGGGUGAAACCUUUUCCAGUUAUAUCAGUGUUCACAAUGACAGUCUUCAGCUGUGCCGUGACAUUGCAGUCAAGGCAGAUUUACAAACCAGUUCUCAACGCUUGAUGCUGUCUGGGGUAACCCCGCACCCUACCGCUGAACUAACUCCUGAUGAUAGCAUUGAUGGUGUCAUUCAUCAUGAAGUUAAGGAACUUGGUACUCAUAUUUUGGUGUGCGCUGUCAGUUAUGUCUCUGAAUCAGGGGAAAAAAUGGCCUUCCGUAAAUUCUUCAAAUUUCAGGUGCUGAAACCACUGGAUGUGAAAACCAAAUUUUAUAAUGCUGAAUCAGAUGAAGUGUAUUUGGAGGCCCAGAUCCAGAACAUCACUCCUGGCCCCAUCUUUAUGGAUCACGUCAGUCUGGAGCCCUCAGUCUCUUACACAGUCAAGAAGAUGAAUGACACUGAAGACAAUGAAGGUUCACAUCCAGUGUUUGGCAAAGUAAAUUACCUGAACUCUUUGGACACCCGGCAAUAUCUGUAUUGCCUCACACCAAAACCUGAAGCCUAUGCUGAGAGCAAAGUGCUUAAAGGAGUCACUAAUAUUGGCAAAUUAGACAUCACUUGGCGUACAAAUAUGGGAGAACGAGGUCGCUUGCAAACAAGUCAGCUUCAAAGAGUGGCCCCUGGCUAUGGAGACAUUCGCCUCACAGUGGAAUCCAUUCCAGACACCGUCUCCUUGGAGACGACUUUCACUAUUACAUUCCGUAUUACUAAUUGCUGUGAACGAGUUGUGGAUUUGACUUUGAUUCUUCAGAACAAUAUUUCCUCGGGUGUUCUGUGGUGUGGUCUGUCAGGAAAACAAUUGGGGAAACUUCCCCAGAAUAACAGCAUGGAUCUUCCCUUAACGGUCAUUGCGACAUCACCCGGAUUGCAAACUGUGUCUGGUCUUCGCCUGACUGACAACUUUCUGAAACGUACAUAUGAACACGAUGAGAUUGCACAGGUUUUUGUUUGUGGCUGA